UCGCAGCUAUAACAGCCGCAUCUCUCUCUCUCUGCUUAAAACUCACAGAAAUGGUAUCGAAGAACCCGAACCCCUCAGAGGGAUUCUACCUCGAUCCCAGUGCGCUCCCCAGCCUCGUUCCGUUGGCCGCAACCCCGGGGACGUCCACCGCCAACUCGGCGGAGGACCCCGCCAAGAAGACGCGGAAGCCAUACACUAUAACUAAAUCUAGAGAGAGCUGGACCGAACCCGAGCACGACAAGUUCCUCGAAGCUCUUCAACUGUUUGACCGUGACUGGAAAAAGAUUGAAGCAUUUGUUGGAUCGAAGACAGUUAUCCAGAUACGUAGCCAUGCACAGAAAUACUUUCUAAAAGUUCAGAAGAGCGGGACAAGUGAACAUCUUCCUCCACCCAGACCAAAACGAAAAGCCGCUCAUCCAUAUCCUCAGAAAGCUUCUAAAAAUGCACCAGUACUCGCGCAAGUAUCUGGAUCAUUUCAGUCUUCAUCUGCUUUGCUUGAAUGUGGACAUGUCCUGCAGCCUGAUUCUUCAGCAAUGCUUAAAACACCUAUUGUUAGCACUGCGGUGUCUUCCUGGUCAAACAACACCCUGCAGCAAAAAACCAAUGUAUUGCAUGGGCAAAAAGUAAAUAACUGUUGUAGUAGCAGCGAAAGCACUCCCAGAGCACAAGCACCUGGUGAAUCUAAUGUUCAAGGGAAUAAUAGCCAUCCUUUGAGAGUUCUUCCGGAUUUCACUCAAGUGUACCGGUUCAUUGGCAGUGUAUUUGACCCAAGCAUAACUGGGCAUCUACAGAAACUAAAAAGGAUGGAUCCUAUAGAUGUUGAAACGGUGCUACUGCUGAUGAGAAAUCUGUCUAUCAAUUUAAGGAGCCCAGAUUUUGAGGAUCAUAGAAGGUUGCUUGCCUCGUAUGAGGUGGAACUUGAAACAGACAGCUACAUCAAUGCAGAUAGACCUAUGACUGGUGGGCAGUUGAAGACAGCUACUUAGAUGCAGCAGAGGCAGAAAAUGACUUCAUUUUUCACAAAUUAGAUGUUGUCAUUGAUUAGGAUUUUGCGUGAUGAGAUGAAGAUGCCACGGAAGGGCAGCAAGCUGAGAGGUUCCAGACUAAGCAAGGGUUUCAAUUCCCCGCAUUCAUUUAGAUCAUGUAUAUAUCAAUCAACUUGUUAGAAAAGAAUACAAUAAAGCCCCUAUGUAUAGCUUUCCUAGUUCUGUGUAUGUAUGUACAGGACCGAAUAUGUGUUUCAGACUUUUUGGUUUAAUAUCUAGCAACUAGCAAGGCAGUUUUUAGGCAGCACAAAAGUAUAGACAUUGACAGUAUAAAAUUUUUGAUCUGGUUUAUAAAUAAUGGAAGGCCAUCGGGCCUGGUUUACUUGAAA
Molecule: messenger RNA, 1375 nt
Organism: Arachis duranensis
Lineage: Eukaryota; Viridiplantae; Streptophyta; Magnoliopsida; Fabales; Fabaceae
Product: protein REVEILLE 6
Exons: 8
Coding region: 51-986 (311 amino acids)
Molecular function (GO): DNA binding
Source: RefSeq, a predicted model, not a curated record